AUGAGCGACACUAAGACAGGAUCAAGACUUGCCGGCAAGGUCGCCAUCAUUACCGGCGGAGGGCAUGGCUUCGGUGAGGGCAUUGCCAGGAAAUUCGCCCAAGAAGGAGCCAAAGUCCUCAUUACCGACAUCAAUGAGACCGACGGACAAAGAGUGGCGCAAGAUGCGCCCGACUCGAUUUCCUUCUUCAAGGCAGACGUUACGAGUGCCGAGGACUGGGAGAAGUUGAUGGAGGCCGCACAGUCGCGCUAUGGACGAGUCGAUUGUCUUGUAAAUAACGCCGGGACGACGUACCAAAACAAGCCGACACUCGAGGUAACAGAGAGCGAGUUCGACAGGGUCUUCAACGUCAAUGUGAAGGGCAUCUUCCUCGGAACCGCGGCUUUCAUGCCUCGAGUCAUCAAGCAAGGCGAAGGUGGCGUUAUGCUAAACAUCUCCUCAAUCGGAGCUCUGCGCCCGCGGCCUGGACUCGUGUGGUACAAUGCCUCCAAGGGAGCCGUCUGCAAUGCAACCAAGGGACUGGCGGCUGAAUACGGUGCGCACAAGAUUCGUGUCAACUCCAUCUGCCCUCUUUUGACUGGCACUGGCCUAUUCGAAUCCUUCAUUGGUAUGAAGGACACGCCGGAAAACCGGCAGAAGUUCAUUGGCAACGUUCCCUUGCAGCGAUUGGGUGAGAUUGAGGACGUAGUAGAUGCCUCUUUAUUCUUGGCUUCGGACGAGAGCAAGUUUAUCACUGGUGUCAAUUUGGAGGUCGAUGGCGGUAGAGCUAUAUAA
Molecule: messenger RNA, 774 nt
Organism: Colletotrichum orchidophilum
Lineage: Eukaryota; Fungi; Ascomycota; Sordariomycetes; Glomerellales; Glomerellaceae
Exons: 5
Coding region: 1-774 (257 amino acids)
Source: RefSeq, a predicted model, not a curated record